Messenger RNA from Oncorhynchus keta (chum salmon), 2830 nucleotides. RefSeq names its product G protein-activated inward rectifier potassium channel 3-like. Gene Ontology annotation, cellular component: plasma membrane. The coding region runs from base 223 to 1809 and encodes 528 amino acids. The transcript is spliced from 4 exons. Lineage: Eukaryota; Metazoa; Chordata; Actinopteri; Salmoniformes; Salmonidae. The record is from RefSeq and is a predicted model, not a curated record. Gene Ontology annotation, molecular function: inward rectifier potassium channel activity. Gene Ontology annotation, biological process: potassium ion import across plasma membrane; regulation of monoatomic ion transmembrane transport.
GUCAUGACAGGUGGUUUGGUGACCCUUAGUGGCACGAUGCCAGACUAACAGCUGGGUGGGUUUGACGAGCUGCUACAGAUGAGGGAAGGGAUAAGUCGCUGCCUCUCUGCCCUCUCUCCCUCUGCUCUACCACACAUACUGUUGUGUCCAACACUAAGCAGAAUGGCAGCCAUACAGUAACUGAAUCCAGUCAAUAACAAGAGGGAAUUCUUCAUCACAGCCAUGUUCUCCACGGUGAUCUCCAACAGCUGUGCACUCUAUGGGGACUAUGGCAACUAUGGAACUCCCCCAUACCCCAGGAAGAACAUCAGACCCAGAGCUUCACUUCGACACAACCCAUAUAACCCAUACAGGCCAUACCUGAGGAGGGUGGACACAAGAGUAUCUUUAGCCAAUCCCAAUAAAAUAUCCAGGACCACCAGUAGGGGUCAGUAUGUCACCAUGCCUGUUCACCAUCCAAAGCUGCAUCCACUGCCGGUCAGUCAGAGGAUCAUCCAAUCACAGCACAAAGCAAGACAGACCAGGAGUGCUGAGAGGUUCUCCAGUUAUGAUACAAGCUCCUGGAUUGGGAAAGGCUCUAGUAAACCUAAUAGAGGGAAGAAAACACAGAACAAGGCCACAUCUUCUUCUUCCAAGAGUACAGGAGACAUAAGAUACAAGAGUUCCAGUUCUAAUGGUCGCCAGCACCAUCGCUACUUCACCAAGGAUGGCAUGUGUCGUGGCUCAUCAUACAGUUCCAAGAACAAGAUGUGUGACCUGAUCGGCACCCUGGUGGAUCUGAAGUACAGCUGGAUCCUAUUUGUCUUCACCCUCUGCUACACCGUCACCUGGGCAGCCUUCGCAGAGCUCUACUUCCUGGGUGCUUGGCUGCGUGGUGAUAUGGAACACAUACAAGACCCGCAAUGGCAGCCAUGCUUUGAGAAACUGGACAGUUUCCAUUCGGCCCUCUCUAUCUCCAUGGACAGCCAAGUCAUCAACGGCUACGGCUCUAGAGUGGUCUCAGCCAAAUGCAUGGACGGGCUGGUUCUCAUGAUGGCACAGUCCAUCAUUGAAUCAGUGUUAGACACCCUGAUGCUGGGCUGCAUCCUGGCCAAGCUAGCCAGGCCUAAGAGGAGGCUGCCCACUCUGUUAUUCAGUCAGCACUGUGUGGUCUCUGAGAGGGAUGAGAGGCUGUGCCUGAUGUUCAACGUCAAGACUCUAAAAGAAACACACAUGCUGGUGGCAGAGAUAAGAGCCAAGCUGAUCAAAUCUCACCAUACCAAAGAGGGAGAGUUCAUCCUGUUGGAGCAGAGAGAGCUGACUCUGGGGAUGGGGCCAGAUGGAGCCAGGCUGUUCACAGUGGAGCCCCAGACCGUGGAGCAUGUCAUUGAUGAACAAAGUCCUCUCUGGGGCAUCAGCGCUGACUCUUUAGAGUGGGAUACCUUUGAAAUUGUGGUCAUGGUGGACGGAGCCGUUCAAGACGCAGGCACAGCCUUCCAUGUGAGGACCUCCUACACAGAAGAUGAGAUUUUUUGGGGACAGCGCUUUAAGUCACACAAGCCACUAGAAAAGAGGGGGAUUGGUUCCAAUCACAAUACCUCUGAUAAGAACUAUAAGGUCCAGACUGCCACACACAGUGACAGAGAGAUGGCAGUGAGACAAAGACAUGAGAGAUCUCCUGGACACGACACAGACUCUGUCCCCUCCAACAUGCCUACAAGGAAAGUACAUUACCAGUAUUUAUCUGAUCAAAUGUUACUGUGCAACUCAGUCACUAAUAACAUUGGCACAGGAACUAGGAAACUUAGUAAGAAUGAGUUCUUUAUAUAAAUAUUGACAUUUGACAUGUUGGCAUAGAAGUGUUAAUCAAAGUUUAUGAAAUCAAGCCACACUGUACAUAUCCAUCAGAAGGUUUAUACAAUGUAAAUAAACAGAUGCUGAUUACCUAUAUCUAAAGGUGCCAUUUAUACAUCUAAUUGAUCAAACUUUCUGAAUACUAAUUUGUAAACGUGAGAACAGCACUUGUGUGAUAUACAGUUACAAUUAUGCUGAUUGUAUUAGUUCUUAUUGGUCUCCUUACAGUAUGUGAGAAAUAACAAAAGGUAUCUCACUGCCCAUACAUCAAGCUCUCCCAAUUAAGAUUUAAAUGAUGAGUGUCAUUUAAUGAUGCUGCCAUGUGCUGUGUCGAUUUGAUAAACGGACAAAUGAAUGUCAGUAUUAUUGUCUAUUCACCAGCAAAGGAGAUAUCAAAUUCACAUACCAUCAUAGACUCUUGCCAAAGUUUAUAUUUAUGUAAAUUUACAGUAUGUGUUACAAUUCCCUUUAAUCAAUCCAUUAUGUUUUUGGAUGUAAACCCACACUCAUUCCCAGUCUGCAUGUCAACACACAGUAUUAGUCUGCCACAUUCAGACAGACAGACAGACAGACAGACAGACAGACAGACAGACAGACAGACAGACAGACAGACGUAUUAGAGUGGGUUUGACUUGGUGGGUUUGACUUGUACAUCAUUUCAUCUGACAGUGAUUCAGAUGAACCAAAGAGAGGCCGUUUCCGGGAUGCUGCUUGGACAGUCCGAGUGUAAGGAAUGUUUUCCCUGGCAGUUAUCCUCCUCACCUGGCUCUCCCCAGGCCUAAUCCCAUACCACGCCCAUGGGAGACAGUGCAUAUCAAAGGUACCUUCUGCUGGCUGCCAUUCUAAAUGGCAGAUUAAAUCUACAAUUUUUUAUGAGGAACAGCUUGAUGUUCUCAACUUAAAUAGAUGAGACUGGAUUAAUUAAGCUUGCUGUAAGGUAGAAGAUACAUUUUCAAAAAAUACUUCUUAUCCAUACUUAACUGUAAACAGAUAAAAA